CAGUCGGUAGAGAACCGCGUGCCGCGCGCGUGCGUACAUCGCCGCCGUACAAUGUCCACCGCGUAGAUACCACAAGACACAGCCACCAUGCUAGUGCCCCCGGAGAUGAUGGCGGCACAGUCUAAACUAGUCUACCAGAUGAAUAAAUACUACAACGAACGUGUCGCCAACCGGAAGGCGCAAAUUGCUAAGACAAUACACGAAGUCUGUAGAAUUGUUCAAGAUGUCCUCAAAGAGGUUGAACUACAGGAGCCGAGGUUUAUUUCUUCGCUCACGGAUUACAACGGGCGUUUUGACGGUCUCGAGGUGGUGUCACCACACGAAUUUGAAAUCGUCAUUUAUCUAAACCAAAUGGGAGUUCUCAAUUUUGUCGACGACGGCUCUCUACCCGGAUGCGCUGUUCUGAAACUCAGCGAUGGCAGGAAACGCUCCAUGUCCCUGUGGGUGGAAUUCAUCACCGCUUCAGGAUACCUGUCUGCGAGGAAGAUCCGGUCGAGGUUCCAGACUCUAGUCGCCCAGGCUUGUGACAAGUGCUCGUACAGAGAUUGUGUGAAAAUGAUAGCUGAAACGACUGAAGUGAAAUUGCGCAUACGAGAACGAUACAUAGUUCAAAUAACCCCAGCUUUUAAAUGUGCGGGACUCUGGCCUAGAUCGGCGGCACACUGGCCUCUACCAGCCAUACCAUGGCCUCAUCCAAAUAUAGUUGCUGAAGUGAAGACAGAAGGUUUCGACCUACUAUCUAAAGAAUGUCUCGCAUUGCAAGGAAAGAAUUCGGCUAUGGAAGGUGACGCUUGGGUCUUAAGUUUUUUUGAAGCCGAAAAUCGGCUUCUACAGGGCGGAUGUCGACGGAAAUGUUUGAGUAUCUUAAAGACGAUUAGAGACCGGCAUUUAGAUUUACCUGGUAAUCCAGUGACCUGUUAUCACAUGAAGACACUGCUCUUAUACGAGUGCGAGAAGCACCCACGAGAGCACGAAUGGGAUGAGGCUGCAAUAGGGGAUAGAAUUAACGGAAUCUUCCUCCAGUUAAUAUCUUCGCUUCAGUGUCGCAGAUGUCCGCAUUACUUUUUGCCACACGUGGACUUGUUUAAAGGAAAAUCUCCGACGGCAUUAGAGAAUGCGGCGAAGCAGGUGUGGAGGUUGACGAGGGAAAUGUUGACCAAUUCCAGGGCUUUUGAAAAGUUGUGAACAGGUCUCCUAGAAUUAUGUGAUUGUUAGAGGUGAAGUGAUUUACCGGUAAUAUUAAUAUUCGUACUCGAGUCAUUUACGUAGAUUUAGGGGCAAAGUUGAAGCAUUUCUUUGUGUUGGAAUCCAAUAGGAAACUAGUGACUGAGUUGGUACGCAGAGACCGAGUGUGACAAAGUUACGUAUACGCAAUUUUGGUUAGUGAAUUUGUCAGAUAUUCCAUAUGGAUCGGACA
Achroia grisella is the source of this 1417-nucleotide messenger RNA. It is a transcript of the gene mab-21, whose product is annotated as protein mab-21. Lineage: Eukaryota; Metazoa; Arthropoda; Insecta; Lepidoptera; Pyralidae. The record is from RefSeq and is a predicted model, not a curated record. The coding region runs from base 88 to 1185 and encodes 365 amino acids. The transcript has a single exon.